Rubroshorea leprosula is the source of this 527-nucleotide messenger RNA. Lineage: Eukaryota; Viridiplantae; Streptophyta; Magnoliopsida; Malvales; Dipterocarpaceae. The record is from the annotation of a GenBank genome assembly.
UAAAAAAAAAAGGAAAAAAAAGAAGAGAUUAGGUGCACUUGCCGUCGAUGAUAUUUAUGUUUGUGGUCUUGAUUCAUGUGUUCCUGCAUUUUGCAUUAAAUUGCACCACUUCAUCGCUACUUUCACUUUGUUUCAGGAAGGUAAAUGUCAAACGUGAGCGGUACUGACCGGAAAAUGGCAUUUGAGAAGAGCAAGAUACUGAUAUUUGGAGCGACAGGAUAUCUGGGAACGUACCUGGUAAAGGCAAGCAUUUCCAUGGGCCAUGACACCAAUGCCUACACUCGCCCUCUCAAACCAAACGACAACAACUCUUCCAAGCUCCAACGUCUGAGGGAAUUUGAGUCCAUGGGAGUCAACCUUUUCCAGGAAAAUAUUUUCUUUAAUUUCCGGCGAGCUGGAUGACCAUGAAAAACUAGUUUCGGUGCUUCGACAAGUAGAGGUCGUCAUCUCUGCAAUUCCAAUCCCUCAAUACCUUAAGCAACUCAAUAUUAUACAAGCCAUGAAAGAUGCUGGCACCAUCAAGGUUA